This is a messenger RNA of Carcharodon carcharias (great white shark), 3950 nucleotides long. RefSeq names its product transportin-2. Gene Ontology annotation, biological process: protein import into nucleus. The transcript is spliced from 24 exons. Gene Ontology annotation, molecular function: small GTPase binding; nuclear import signal receptor activity. The coding region runs from base 318 to 2978 and encodes 886 amino acids. Lineage: Eukaryota; Metazoa; Chordata; Chondrichthyes; Lamniformes; Lamnidae. Gene Ontology annotation, cellular component: cytoplasm; nucleus. The record is from RefSeq and is a predicted model, not a curated record.
CUUUAAAAAUAAGGGGUGGCUCAUUUAAGACAGAGGUGAGGAGAAAUUUUUUUCUGAGGAUUGAGUCUGGAACUCUUCAUCAAAAUGAAGCGGAAGCAGAGUCUUUGAAUAUUUUAAGACUGAGCUAGAUAGAUUCUUGAUUAACAAAGGGUUGAAAGGUUAUCGCGGUAGGCAGGAAUGUGGGGUUGAAGUUACAAUCAGAUCAGCCAUGAUCUUAUUGAAUGGCGGAACAAGCUUGAGGGGUCGAGUGGUCUGCCGCUCCUAAUUUCUAUGUUCGUAAAGCCGUUUGGAGAGACAGGAGAGAUUUGUUAUUCGUGAUGGAGUGGCAGCCUGAUGAGCAGGGUCUUCAACAAGUGCUUCAGCUGCUCAAAGACUCUCAGUCGCCAGACACAGCAACACAGCGUGCAGUGCAACAAAAAUUGGAGCAGCUGAACCAGUAUCCAGACUUCAACAACUACCUGAUCUUUGUACUAACCAGACUGAAAUCUGAAGAUGAACCGACACGGUCCCUUAGUGGUCUCAUUCUCAAGAACAAUGUCAAGGCUCAUUACCAGAGUUUCCCACAGGGUGUUGCUGACUUCAUCAAACAGGAGUGUUUAAAUAACAUUGGCGAUGCCUCUCCACUCAUUAGAGCAACCAUAGGUAUUUUGAUCACCACCAUUGCUUCAAAGGGAGAGCUGCAAGCUUGGCCAGAGCUUCUGCCUCAACUCUGUAACCUGCUUAACUCUGAGGAUUACAACACCUGUGAGGGAGCCUUUGGAGCUUUGCAGAAGAUUUGUGAGGAUUCAUCAGAGAUGCUGGAUAGCGAUGCCCUGAAUAGACCUCUCAACAUCAUGAUUCCCAAGUUUCUGCAGUUUUUCAAACACUGUAGUCCUAAAAUCAGGUCCCAUGCAAUCGCUUGUGUGAAUCAAUUCAUCAUUGGCAGGGCCCAGGCACUGAUGGACAAUGUCGACACCUUCAUUGAGCACUUGUUUGCACUGGCAACAGAUGAUGAUUCAGAAGUGAGGAAGAAUGUGUGUCGGGCGCUGGUGAUGCUGUUAGAGGUUCGGAUAGAUCGUCUUAUCCCACACAUGCACAGUAUAAUCCAGUACAUGCUGCAGAGGACACAGGAUGCUGAUGAAAACGUGGCUUUGGAAGCGUGUGAGUUCUGGCUGACAUUGGCUGAACAGCCCAUCUGUAAGGAGGCGCUAUCAGGACACCUCAUACAAUUGAUUCCUAUUUUAGUGAAUGGGAUGAAAUACUCGGAGAUUGACAUAAUACUUUUAAAGGGUGACGUAGAAGAGGAUGAAGCAGUUCCGGAUAGUGAGCAGGACAUAAAGCCCCGGUUUCAUAAGUCCCGCACGGUUACAUUGCAGCAUGAGGAGGAUGCUGCUGAGGAAGAUGAAGACUUUGAUGAUGAUGAUGAUGACACUCUUUCCGACUGGAACCUGAGGAAAUGCUCAGCUGCUGCUCUGGAUGUCUUGGCCAAUGUUUUCCGGGACGAUCUUCUUCCUCAUCUUCUGCCACUACUAAAGGGGCUGCUGUUCCAUCCAGAUUGGGUUAUUAAAGAGUCCGGAAUCCUGGUUUUGGGAGCAAUCGCAGAAGGUUGUAUGCAAGGGAUGGUUCCGUACCUCCCUGAGUUGAUCCCACACCUCAUACAGUGUCUGCCGGAUAAGAAGGCACUAGUGCGCUCAAUCGCCUGCUGGACGCUCAGCCGCUAUGCACACUGGGUGGUCAGCCAGCCGCCAGACCAGUAUCUGAAACCACUGAUGACUGAACUCCUGAAGCGAAUCCUGGAUGGAAAUAAGCGAGUACAGGAGGCAGCAUGCAGUGCGUUUGCUACGUUGGAGGAGGAGGCCUGCACAGAGCUGGUCCCAUAUCUCAGUUACAUCCUCGACACACUGGUCUUUGCAUUUGGAAAGUACCAGCACAAGAAUUUGCUGAUUCUGUACGAUGCCAUUGGUACAUUGGCCGACUCUGUGGGACAUCACCUCAAUCAGCCAGAAUACAUCCAGAAACUAAUGCCCCCUCUCAUUCAGAAAUGGAACGAGUUGAAGGAUGAAGAUAAAGAUCUCUUCCCACUGCUGGAGUGCCUCUCUUCAGUGGCCACUGCUCUUCAGAGUGGCUUCCUCCCCUACUGUGAGCCUGUGUAUCAGCGCUGUGUAACACUUGUGCAGAAGACACUCGCCCAAGCCAUGAUGUAUAACACGCAACCAGAUCAGUACGAGGCUCCAGACAAGGAUUUCAUGAUUGUAGCACUGGACCUGCUGAGCGGCCUGGCGGAGGGUUUGGGUGGUCACGUUGAGCAGUUGGUAGCACGGAGCAACAUCAUGACCCUUCUUUUCCAGUGUAUGCAGGAUACAAUGCCUGAGGUUCGGCAGAGUUCAUUUGCACUUUUGGGUGAUCUCACCAAAGCCUGUUUCCAGCAUGUGAAGCCAUGUAUAGCUGAGUUCAUGCCAAUUUUGGGAACCAACCUGAACCCAGAGUUUAUUUCUGUGUGCAAUAAUGCCACCUGGGCAAUCGGAGAAAUCUGCAUGCAGAUGGGUGCUGAGAUGCAGCCAUAUGUGUCACUGGUUCUGAAUAACUUGGUGGAGAUCAUCAACAGACCGAACACUCCCAAGACUCUACUUGAGAACACUGCUAUAACCAUUGGCCGUCUAGGUUAUGUAUGUCCCCAGGAAGUUGCGCCCAUGCUACAACAGUUCAUCAGACCAUGGUGCACGUCUUUGAGAAAUAUCCGUGAUAAUGAAGAGAAGGAUUCUGCGUUCCGUGGGAUCUGUAUGAUGAUUGGAGUGAAUCCAGGGGGUGUAGUGCAGGACUUCAUCUUCUUUUGCGAUGCUGUUGCUUCAUGGGUGAGUCCAAAGGAUGACCUGCGUGACAUGUUUUAUAAGAUCCUGCAUGGCUUCAAGGAACAAGUUGGUGAGGAGAACUGGCAACAAUUUUCAGAACAGUUCCCACCACUUCUGAAGGAGCGGCUGUCUGCGUUCUAUGGCGUAUAGCUGAAAUUAAGGGACACAACGUCAGGUUUCUGUUGCUGGGAGGGCUACUGGGAAAUCAUCCACAUCUAAGAGUUGCACUGCCCUGUCAUUGGGGGGUUAGGGUGGAGUUGGUGGGACUAAAAACACGCCCCCUUUCUCCGAAAAUAUCGGGGGAAAAACAGCCUCUAAACCAGAGCAAACUGGAUUAAUUCGGCAGCAAGAUCUGGUACGCCUUCUUUCUGAAGAGGGAAUCUGCCACUACACACGGGACAUUCCAAAGAUCCCGAGGGUCAAAUCUCAGUUGGACAACUCGGGAGGGGGCAAAGUGUGGGAAAUUUAGGAAAAUAAAUUAAAAUAUAGGCAAGCGUAGUGAAGAAUUCCACAAGAUUAAUAAAAUCAGCUAGAAUCAAUCGGCCUUGUCCAUCUAAAUUUGGGACAUUACAAGCCUGAUGCUUGUGCCGUGGUUUAAGGGUAGAAGUUUUUAAAAUUAAAAAGAAAACAAACUUUUUUUAACACAUUAAAACUAGAAAGCAUACCGAGCUUUGUACUGUCGCAUAGAUACCCCAGCAGUCGUCAAAAAGAGAGUCACUGUUUAAAGCUAGACUGCAUGGAGGUGAGCUGUAAUAGUCUAGUGAUCUCUGAAUAGAACGUAAUGAGUGGUAAUGUGUGUGUGUAGAUCAAGGCUUCACUAUCUUUUCUGAUUGGGUUGUAAAGGAUCGUUCCAACGUGGACCGACGGUCAGCCUUCCGCUCCCCUCGAGAGGCCGGAAGUGGGUAGGAGAGGCUGGUAUGAAAGCCUGUACCUUGAUACUGUAAUGAAGCAUGUCUGUGCUGUCAUGCUGUGGCAAUGCCCUGUCAAACAAUGAACCAUUUGGGUUUGUUUUUUGUGAUAAUGUGCUGCUGCGUUCUCUUGUCGUCUUAUCCUUAAAACGGAAGUGUAAACUAAAAUGGCAAGUGGUCAAAAAGAGAAAAACCCAAACCUUUUCUAAAAAGA